CCACAGUGUAACAUUUAAAUAGGAGCUGAGAUUUCGAACGACAGUCUCGUCGGCUCCUGACUCUCGACAUACGACGAUCCUUACAACUUGAAGGAGCCAACGAUGGUUACCCGCUCACGCAUCUCUGCAUUUCGUCGUUCGCCACGAUCCAUCGAGCACCUGUGCCGAGGAGAAUGCCUUCACGAUCUUACCAAAGCCCAGAGUGCCCUUGUGAUUUCGCUCGCCCAUCUGAGCGGCUGGUCUGCAGAAAGAAUCGCGGUGACCAUCAAGAACAGAAUUUCUCAGGAAGUUUCGGCAGAAGAUAUCUGGCAUUACUGUUGGCGAUGGAUUCUUCUGGGGCGUAGCAACGACCAGGACUUCGUUUCUGAGGAUGAUCGCGAGCUCAUGAAAGCUGCCAUCAAGGAAGCUAUGAUUGAUAUGGAGGUUGGGAAAGGGCCAGCAAGACCUUUGCACAAGACCGUUGAGCCAGUCACUGUACCUUUUGCCGAGAGAUGGUCCCCCUUUGAAUUGCCACCCAUCGAACUCUGCGAAGGCUAUACACCUGCCGCUCGUGAAAAAAGCAAAGGCUAUCUCAUACUAGGGUCUUGGAAAGCCUACGGAGCACUGACUCCCACAGAAGAGCCAAUAAUCGCUAGAUUCGGCAGCACGGUCGAAUGUAUCGUCAAGAAAACCUUGAGACACUGGUCUCGUGAGAUGAAGACACUUCUCGACGAUGGUACUUCUCUCCAGGACAUCAACAAACGUGACCAUGUCAAUUUGGUCAUGAAGCACCUCGAUAUCUUCCACGAGUCUUGGGAGAAGGAAUUCGGCAUGAUGGAGAUUCCAGAAGCCCACAAUGGCUUACAAGCUUCAAAGAGUUCGGAGAUCUUUAUCACCACUACUGGCUAUGGUUGCAAAGUCCUACUUGGGCUUAUGAUGGCCGACCGCAUCCAUAUGGUUGACCGGAAGAGAAAGCAGCAACGCCUUCAAACUUGCUUUCUGAGAGUGGAUGUUGAGACUCUGGAUGAUGACUUGAAGGAGUGUUUUGUCUGCAAAAAUCAGAUGGGCGUCGAGGAUGAGGAUGGAGUGAAGGAGCAAGCGAUUCGCUUGACCAUCUGCUGCGACAAAGUCAUCGGCGAGGACUGCAUAAAGAAGUGGUGCGAGGCAAAGGGAAAGAAAGAACAUGACUGCCCCUUUUGCCGCGGCAGAUUCACUGAUCGUUUCUGGAUGAAGUUGUUUGAGCAGCUCGAAGACCCAAUUAGCUACGAUCGACCUGAUGGAGUCUCAAUAAGACCCGAAGAGAUGGGUCUCAUGUUGAGUCGUGGCGAAAGCCCCCAAAUAUUGCGAGGACAUUCCGAGCCAGGCUCUCCUCCUACCCACCAUGCCCAGAGUCCAUCGUCCAUUGUAUCCUCCAAUCCAAUAGUCUCCUCACCUGAUACCAGCCAACGUAGUCGGAGCGGCAGCCUUCUUGUAAGAUGGGGCGAUGUUGCGAGAUCCAGGCGUCUCAAUAUUAUUCGUGCUCCAGGAUCUCGAGACGACUUUGACUGCGAGGGGUAG
Messenger RNA from Cadophora gregata, 1536 nucleotides. RefSeq lists its product as uncharacterized. NCBI's taxonomy places the organism in Eukaryota, Fungi, Ascomycota, Leotiomycetes, Helotiales, Ploettnerulaceae. The transcript is spliced from 3 exons. The coding region runs from base 103 to 1536 and encodes 477 amino acids. The record is from RefSeq and is a predicted model, not a curated record.